Molecule: messenger RNA, 828 nt
Organism: Funneliformis caledonium
Lineage: Eukaryota; Fungi; Glomeromycota; Glomeromycetes; Glomerales; Glomeraceae
Source: the annotation of a GenBank genome assembly
AUGAUUUCUAGAUUAGUAUUAUUAACUUUAAGAAGAACGGUUAAAAGUUCUUUAAAUAAUGUUUAUAUACAGCACCGUCCCCUGUCUACACGAACAAAUACAUUGCUAAGUUCUCAUAAUGGUUCUUUACGCUUUUGUGAAUCAACGAGAAACGUGAAUAUGAAUAGAAAUAAUUUGUACAAGUUCCCGAAUUUUCAAGUUCGUACAAUGUUCAUUCAAACCGAAACUACGCCUAAUCAAGACUCAUUAAAAUUUAAACCUGGAGUAUCGGUUAUGCCGGAUGGUGGAACGGCAGAAUUUCUUUCAGGAAAUUCAGCGACAACCUCUCCACUUGCAAAGAAACUGUUUCAAAUAGAUGGAGUUCGAGGGGUAUUCUUUGGACCUGAUUUUAUUACCAUAAGCAAGGACCAAGAUACACCUUGGCAAUUAAUGAAACCUGAUAUAUAUGCAGAUAUUAUGGAUUUCUUUUCUUCGGGACAACCGAUAUUAACAGAAGCUCAACCACCUUCUGAUACAGAAAUUAAAGAUGAUGAUCCUGAAGUUGUUCAAAUGAUUAAAGAAUUAUUAGAUACAAGAAUUAGACCUGCUAUACAAGAAGAUGGUGGUGAUAUUGAGUAUAGAGGAUUUGAUAAUGGGAUUGUCAAAUUGAAAUUGAAAGGCGCUUGCAGAUCUUGUGAUUCUUCAGUUAUAACACUGAGAAAUGGAAUUGAGAAUAUGUUAAUGCAUUAUAUUCCAGAAGUUACUUGCGUAGAACAAAUAUUGGAUGAGGAAGAAUCAGUUUCUCAACAUGAAUUUGAAAGGUUGGAACGGAAAUUAGGAAUGACUUAA